Messenger RNA from Closterium sp. Naga37s-1, 3456 nucleotides. Lineage: Eukaryota; Viridiplantae; Streptophyta; Zygnematophyceae; Desmidiales; Closteriaceae. The record is from the annotation of a GenBank genome assembly.
AUGGGAGACGAUGAGGACUCGCCUCUCCAUCCUUCCCUCAAGACUUCUCUCAAGCAGCGGCCAUCAGGGCAGACGACGUCGCACGCGACGUCGCUGGCGACGAUUCCGUCGCGCGGCAGCGACGCUGCGAAACCCGUCGCGAGCGUGGCUUCGAAUAGGAGCCGCGUCUCCGCCGUCCGAUGGGACGAUCUGGACCGUCUGAACAGCUCCGGUAAUUCGACACGUCAGCACGAGGCGAAUGAGAUGCCCACGUGGCUGACGCUGUCUGACGUCAGCGCGAUAAGCUCAGGAGCCGAGAACGAGCCAGGGGGCCGCGAGGCGUGGGACGAGGCGCGCGCGCGCAGGGAAUGGGGGGAAGAGGCCUGCGCGCCUCAAGGGUGGACGAACGGGAGGCGGGAAAGAAGGCAACGAGGGGAAGGGGAAGGGGAAGCGGAAGGGGAUGCGGGAGGGGAAAUGGCGGAAGCGGGGAAUGCGGAGGAGCAGAACAUGUACGAGCUACCUCACAAGCAGCGGUUCCGCGGCGACCAUGACCUCUCGCCGCUGCAGCAGGUGAGCGCUACAGCAGCGUGUACUAACAACCCCCCUUUCCCCCGUCCGCCCCCCUUCCCCCCCUCCCCCCCUUCCCCCCCUUCCCCCCUCCCCCCUCCCAUUUUCUGCACUGGGUCUCCCACACUCGCUGCUUGGCCGUCCCUCAAGAGAUCUCCCCCACUCCGCCUUUGCCUUCUCAACUGGGUGUCUCACACGCUGCUGGGCCGCCCCUCCAGGCUUCUGAACUGGGUGUCCCACACGCUGCUGGGGCGCCCCUCAAGGGGCUCUACGCACUCUGCCUUCGCCAUCUCCCGCAUGGCCUCCCAGACCGCCCCAGGCCUCGCCCCCUCUGACUCCCGAGCCAGCGCCGUAGGCUCGGGAGCAGGGGGCAGGCCCACGUUUGCCCGGUCCGACACGUUUUUCCUGCGGGAGAUGCGGACGUCUGAGCUGCUGGGGAGGGCCGUGGUGGCGCCUGAUAAUGGCUACCUGUUGUUGUGGCAGCAGCUCAUCCUGGCUCUCUCCUUCUACUCCGCGUUCAUCACGCCGCUCGAGUUCUCCUUCCUGCCCGUGCUGCCGUCCGGCCUCGCCAUAGCGGACGGUGUCGUCAGCAUCUUCUUCCUGUCCGACCUCAUUCUCACAUUCUUCGUGGCAUACAAAGACCAGAAGACGCAGAGAUACGUCUGUGACCACUGGAGCAUUGCCACUAGGUACCUGUGCACGUUUUUUAUCGUGGACCUGCUCGCACUCUUCCCCUGGGAUACCUUCUUCCAGCUGGCAGGGGGGGAGGCGGGCGACAACCUGUUGAGGUGGUUUCUGUGGACUCGCGUUGUGAGGACGCGCCACAUCAUGAACUACUUCCACAGGCUACAGAGGGACAUCCAUGUGAGCUACUUCGCAGUGCGAGUGGCGAAGCUCAUAUUCAUCGAGCUCUACAUCACUCACGUGGCUGGCUGCUUUUUCUACUUCCUCGCCACCACCUACCCUCCGGACGAGGAGGGCAGCACAUGGAUAGGCAGUCUGACGCUGGGUGACCUGACGUACACCAACUUUCGGGAGAUGGACCUGUACACGCGCUACUUCACGUCGCUCUACUGGUCUGUCAUCACCAUGGCCACCAUCGGGUAUGGCGACGUGCAUCCAGUGAACCCGCGAGAGAUGGUGUUCGCCAUGGCCUACAUCUCCUUCGACCUCGUGCUCUCCGCCUACCUCGUCGGCAACAUCACGGCGAUGGUGGUGAAGGGGUCCAACACGACGCGGUACCGGGAGAAGAUGUCCGCUCUCAUCAAGUACAUGAACCGCAACCACCUGCCCCACUCGCUCAGGCAGCAGAUGAGGCAGCACGUGAGGCUGCAGUUUGAGACGGAGCAGGUGGAGGACGAGGUGAUGGAGGAGUUUCCGCUGAGCAUCCGCCACAAGGUGGCGCGCGCCCUCUACCAGCGCGCUGUGGAGGCCUGCUACCUCUUUGAUGGGUGCUCGGGGGAAUGCAUCAACCAGCUCGUAGCGCGCGCCGUGCCCGAGUACUACUACCCGCUGGAGGUGCUCAUUCAGAAGAACGAUGCCGCAGAGCACAUGUUCAUCGUCUGCUCCGGCACCGUCCAGGAAGCUUCCUGCGUGUACGGCGAGGGGACGGACGACGAGCACUGGGCGACCCUCACAGCCGGCAAUAUGUGUGGGGAGGUGGCGCUGCUGUGCAACAUACUGCAGCCCUUCACAGUCACCGCCAAGGAGCUGUGCCAGGUACUGCGCAUCGACCGCCAGUCCCUCUCUAUAGUCACAUCUCUCUUCAUCGUGGAUGGCCGUUGCAUGGUGGACAACCUGCUGCAGCGCUCGGAGGAGGCGGGCAGCAAGUUUGAAAGUCUGGCGGCGGAGAUAGAGGCGCUGGUGGCGGCGCAGGAGGCGGACCUGACAGUGAGCACCAUCUAUGCCGCGUGGACAGGGGACAUGGCCCAGCUGCAGCAGCUGCUGGCGGCAGGGGCCAAGGCGGACAGGGCUGACUACGACGGCCGCACGCCGCUGCACCUGGCAGCGGCGGGGGGGCACAACGAUCUGGUGCGGCUGCUGCUGCUGGAGGGCGCGCAGGUGAGCGCGGUGGACAACUUCGGCACCACACCGCUGCUGGAGGCACUCAGAGCGGGGCACGAUGAGACCGCUGCCAUCCUCACCAGCAAAGGGGGCACCGUGGGGCUGCAGGAGGCGGGCCCAGUCCUCUGUGCAGCGGUGGCAGCAGCGGACACGGACCUCCUGCAGCGCCUGCUGUCCCACGGGGUGCAUCCCAGCGCCUCUGACUACGACCAGCGCUCCCCGCUGCACAUCGCCGCCAUCAAGGGCCACCUGCAUGUUGCCCGCCUCCUCGUCGACCACCACGCUGACGUGGCGGCCCGUGAUAGGUGGGGAAGCACCCCAUUGGACGAGGCUCGCCGAUGUGGCAGCCUGCCAUUGGUGCGAUUUCUGGAGGAGGUGGGGGCGCGUCAGGCCAGCCGAGCGCACUCUGCCGCCCCUCCAACAGCCAUUGCUGGCACAACAUCUGCUGCUGCCACUGCUGCUGCUGCCACUGCUGCUGCUCCACCCCUUUCCCCUCCUACCGCUUACACCCUAUCCACAUCUGCCGCCCCGUCCACAUCUGCCGCCCUGUCCACAUCUGCCGCCCUGUCCACAUCUGCCGCCCUAUCCACAUCUGCCGCCCUAUCCACAUCUGCCGUCCCAUCUGCCCCAUCCGCGGACUCACCUGACCACAGCACUUACCAGACUACGGGGCAGGCAGCAGGCUGUGAUGCACGUGGGAAGGGUAAGGGGGGGGAGCUCGCAGGGGGGCCAGGCAGCAGUGGAGAGGAGGGUGGGAGGGAGCGUCGCAGGGAGGUGGGUGUGGGAGAGGAGGCGGGGAGGGUGGGUGAUGGGGGGAAGGAGCAGGAGACAGAUACGCAAGGAUGA